Medicago truncatula (barrel medic) is the source of this 2093-nucleotide messenger RNA. RefSeq names its product peptidyl-prolyl cis-trans isomerase CYP57. The coding region runs from base 120 to 1619 and encodes 499 amino acids. NCBI's taxonomy places the organism in Eukaryota, Viridiplantae, Streptophyta, Magnoliopsida, Fabales, Fabaceae. Gene Ontology annotation, biological process: protein peptidyl-prolyl isomerization. Gene Ontology annotation, cellular component: catalytic step 2 spliceosome. Gene Ontology annotation, molecular function: peptidyl-prolyl cis-trans isomerase activity. The transcript is spliced from 10 exons. The record is from RefSeq and is a predicted model, not a curated record.
GCCACACGAAUUAAACUCACGAAAGUGUAAAAUAAUUGUUCAUCGAAUCGAAUAAUCGAUAAACACACGCAGAAUCAAAACCACCGCUAACUCCUCCGGCUCAGCAAUCGGAAUAGAAGAUGUCGACGGUGUACGUUUUGGAACCGCCGACAAAGGGAAAAGUGAUCGUGACCACCACGCGCGGCCCCAUCGAUAUUGAACUAUGGCCUAAAGAAGCUCCCAAAGCCGUUAGAAACUUCGUUCAACUUUGCCUCGAAGGUUACUACGAUAACACCAUCUUCCACCGUAUCAUCAAAGGCUUCCUCGUUCAGUGCGGCGAUCCCACUGGCACCGGCACCGGAGGUGAGAGUAUUUAUGGAGAUGUGUUUGGUGAUGAGUUUCAUUCGAGGAUUAAGUUUAAGCAUAGAGGUUUGGUUGCAAUGGCGAAUUCUGGAACACCGAAUUCUAAUGGAAGUCAGUUUUUCGUUACUCUUGAUCGUUGUGAUUGGCUUGAUCGGAAGCAUACCAUUUUCGGAAAGGUGACAGGAGAUACAUUGUAUAAUCUGUUGAGACUUGGUGACGCUGAGACUGAUAAGAAUGAUCGGCCUUUAGAUCCCCCAAAGAUAUUAUCAGUUGAGGUGUUGUGGAACCCCUUUGAGGACAUUGUUCCAAGAACACUUCAGAAACCUCAGACCAAAGCUACACGUGAUGGUGAUACAGAGGGUAAAAAUGAAAAGAAGAAAGGUGUAAAAAAUUUGAGUUUGCUUUCAUUUGGGGAAGAAGCUGAAGAAGAGGAAAAGGAAUUGGCAGUGGUGAAGAAAAAGAUUGUGAGCAGCCAUGAUGUCUUGAAUGAUCCUCGCCUUCUAAAGGACGAAAAUGCUAAUAAUGAAUUGAGUUCAUCCGACAGUAAAAUAAAAAAAGAUCGGCAGUUAUCUGUAAGGGAUGCACUUAACUCUAAAAAAGAAGAGCCUCAGAAAGAUUCGGAAGCUGAUAAAUUGGCUCAUCUUAAUUCCAGUGAUGAUGAUGAAGCAGAUUUUGAUACAAGAAUGCGCAUGCAAAUACUCAAAAAGCGGAAGGAACUGGAUGUUCUGCCGCCCAAACCAAAGUUGAAAAAUGGAAGGUCCAGGUCCAGUCCAGAGAACCGUACUUUGUCAAGAGCUAGGUCCAACUCCGUAAGUGGUGACGAGGAUCAACCAAGAGUGGAAAAAUUGUCCAUGAAGAAAAAGGGAAUAGGAUCCGAAGCAAGAGCUGAACGAAUGGCUAAUGCAGAUACAGAUAUGCAGCUUCUGAAUGAAGCUGAGAGAGGAAGACAACUGCAGAAGCAGAAGAAACGCAAACUUCAAGGGCGUGAAGAGGAAGUUCUGGCAAAACUUGAGAAGUUUAAAACCAAGGUAUCAGCAAAGGAGACACCCACAACUGUUGAAUCUAAACAUGCUAAUGAUGAGGAAUUAACUGACUGGAGUAGUGUUACCUUGAAAUUUUCCCCCGGAGUUGGCAAGGACCACAUGUCUCGCAAAGAGGAUCCAAAUGAUUAUGUUGUGCAUGACCCACUUUUGGAAAAGGGGAAAGAGAAGUUUAAUAAGAUGCAAGCCAAACAAAAGAGACGAGAACGGGAAUGGGCUGGGAGAUCUCUUACUUGAUUCUGCUGGUGUCAACUAUGUGAAUUUACAAAGCUAAUCUGUUUUCAUUUCUGAAGGCUGGUAUAUCCUUUCAGCUAUGGGAGUACCUUAUGUAUCAAGUAGGGAAACUUCUCAGUGAAAUAGAGGAAAAACUUGUUGGACAUAGGAUGGUGAGCUUGGUAGACAAGGAAACUAAUGUAAAAUUUAGGGUUACUGUUCCUGUCUUAAUCUAUGCUGCAUUAUUGCUAACUCUUCAUCUUUUAGUUGAAGCCAAAUGGGGAAGAUCUCAUGAAAGGAUACCCGCAUUCAUUGCACCAUGUGAAAGGACAUAGUUCGACAUAAUUGUAGUUUUGGUGCAAUGUUCAUAGAUGUAUUGUUUAGCUUUUCACAGAUAUACUUGUUAUUUGUAUUAUAUAUAUAUAAUUGUGGAAGUUGGAACCAACGUGUUGAGUUGAAAACUUAAUUUUAGACAUACGAAUUUUUUGUUUGGCUAAA